AUGACCACUGCCUGUGUUCAUAAUCUCGACUGCCCCUUCUUCAGUCAGCAUCCGAACACAUCAAGAACCAUGACACAGCUACAUCGCAUUCUCGAGGCCAGUACCCUGUCGCCAGCCUUCGAAGUGCACCACUCUGUUUCUAGGAGCCCAUUUGCCAAUGCAGAACUUGUUGGCAACGGACCCAACAUGCGAAGGCACUUGGCUACUAAAUCCCUCGGAAACCCCAACAACGAACAAAACCCUACCAUCCUGCCAGUAUCGAAUUGCGCGGGCGCUAUCUAUACUACAAACAUCAAGAUUGGAGGUCAAUCGCUGCAGGUACUAGUUGACAGUGGCACCGCAGAUCUAUUUGUCGAGUCCUCUUUCUGCGACGAGACGUGCACAACUUCCAACAACAGUCGAUACAACGCCUCGAAAUCAUCUACUUUCCGACCAGCCAACUACUCGGGUGAAAAUAUUCAUGGAUACGAUACUCUUACUCUGGGAGAUAUCGAGAUCCCUAGCCAAGUUUUCGCCCAGUCUUCUACCGCAAUUUACCCAAAUAGGUCGUGCUAUAGAGUUGGAUAUCUGGGACUUGGCUUUAGUGAUUUCACCAUUCACAACUUCCCUUCCCUUCUCAGCAAUUUGAAAGAACAGCAACUUGCCGUGUUUUCUCUGUAUUUGGGUGAUCACAACGACUACGGAAGCUUCAUGAACAAAACAACCCAUAUAGAACAAAUAAUUCGUCAGAUGCCACCAGUUUCAGCCACAUCUGAGCUCACCUUUGGCGGGGUGAACCCAAAACGAUACAAAAAUUGCUUGCGAUGGCAUGAAGUCGGUCAGUUUCCAGAAAAGGGCGAAACCUUCAAGGGAUACUGGGACUUUGCCCUGGACCAAGUCAAGGUCGGAUCGACAGAAUUAUCCUCUUCCAGUCUAGCAAUGGUAGACUCCGGUAAGGACUUCUCCGCCGGCCCACAAGAAUCUGUAGGGCGCUUCGCAAAGUUGCUAGGUUUGACUUGUAGAAAUCGAACCGAGAGUGGGGAAUAUUCCAUCCCUGUUAAUUGCGAUGAUCCAUUUGGUUAUGCUGCUGCUUAUAUUGAGUGUUCUUACAGUUACUCCAUGCAGGCAUUGACAUUUGUCGCUGAUGGGAACGCAUAUCACUUUUCUCCUUCAGAGCUCUUCCAUGAAGAAGCCUCUCUCCUAGGAGGCCGUAUUUGUGUUCUCAACUUGGAAGGAGUUCCUGGACAUCCUGGGUGGGUUCUCGGCAUGGACUUUUUGCGCCAGUAUUACACUGUGUUUGACUACGGUCGUAAAAGACUUGGAUUUGCCGAGGCAACCGCUCAAAGUUCAACAGUGUGUGAGGCGGAUUCCAGCUACUUUACUCGAGUCAUGCCAGACCAAGCGAAACCAGCAGCAUCUGUUCCCUCCACAUCUCCAAACCACAGUCCAACUGCACACGAAGGUUGGCUACUAUCAGGGUUUCGUUCCUUGAUUCGGAUCUUGUUUGCUGGAUUUUUCAUUGUUGGGGUUUGCCUUGCUGGGGUGAUUAUCGGGCAUCGUCAAGCUCGAGCGCCAACACAAGGACAUUUCCCAGUGAGAACUACCGAUCCAGACGAGGAGGAAGUUGCAAAAAGGUGGGAAGUUGAACUUCCAGCUUUGACACAGUAG
Molecule: messenger RNA, 1647 nt
Organism: Cylindrotheca closterium
Lineage: Eukaryota; Bacillariophyta; Bacillariophyceae; Bacillariales; Bacillariaceae
Source: the annotation of a GenBank genome assembly